Anisakis simplex (herring worm) is the source of this 552-nucleotide messenger RNA. The record is from the annotation of a GenBank genome assembly. NCBI's taxonomy places the organism in Eukaryota, Metazoa, Nematoda, Chromadorea, Rhabditida, Anisakidae.
AUGGCCUCACGUGCUGAAAAGUCUGGUUUUGCACUAGAUGCACAACGGAAAAUUCGUGGUAAAUAUGAUCCAGAAUUGGCCAGCGAAAUUCUCACUUGGAUCGCCGCAAUAACAGGCGACAAUUUCGACAAGAGAGGCGAUCUCGAGAAUUUCGUCAGCACCCUCAAAGAUGGGACUGUUCUGUGCAGUUUGGCGAAUGCGUUAGAACCAGGUGCAGUGAAGAAGGUGAACACCAGUAAGAUGGCUUUCAAGCAAAUGGAAAAUAUUUCAUUCUUUUUGGAAUUCGCAACUAAGCAUGUGCCAGAAACGGAAUUAUUCCAAACGAUUGAUCUCUACGAAGGACAAGAUCCGAACGCUGUUCUCAUAUGCCUCGCAUCACUCGCAAGAAAAUCCGAAAAAUUAUUCGGUAAGAAGGGACUUGGCCCGAAGGAAGCGGAGGGCGAGAAGCGUGCAUGGACAGAACAACAGUUACGUGCCGGUGAAGGUGUCAUUGGCUCAAACAAAGGCGCUACAGCCUCGGGUAUCAACAUUGGUAACACGCGCCAUAUGUAA